AUGGAGAGGCUGACACCAACCACUAGGAAAAUUGAAUCCGAUGAGUUCAAGUGAGAAACUUACGGAAUUUCCUGUCGCAAGUUUCGAGUUCAGAUCUCUUUUUACCCCGCAGUUGCGCAAACUUUCGGAUUUGUUCGAGAAGAAUCAGUAUGAAAUAAGGUCACAAUCAAAAUCAAAAUAAACACGAGCCUUUUCUUUCAGAAUAGCCGGUGGCGCCGUCCGCGACUUGCUGAUGGGAAUCCAGCCGGCCGACGUCGACUUUGCCAGUACAGCCACUCCGACGCAGAUGAAGGUCCAACUCGUCUCAUUCAGAAGUUGAAUGAAGCUUCAGGAAAUGUUCGAGCGGGAGCAGAUUCGGAUGUUGCACAAGCGCGGCGAGGAGCACGGCACGAUCACGUGUCGAAUCGACGACGCAGAGAAUUUCGAAGUGACGACUUUGAGGGUGGACGUCGUCUGCGACGGAAGACGUGCCGAGGUCGAGUACACGACCGACUGGCAGCUCGACGCCAAUCGAAGGGAUCUCACCAUCAACUCUCUUUUUCUCGGUAGAGGCUUUUCCUGCUACAAGAGAGCAUUUUUUUCUUCUUUUUUUAAGUAUAGUUUCAAAGAAUUUUAAAAAGCCUAGAAGCCGAAAUUUCAGAAUUGUUAGAGUACCGAAGUUCAACUUUCUUAUCAGAUUUUAUUAAAACCAAAGUUUUGUCUAGCGUUUGCGCGUUUUUCUAAAAUUUUUUCGAAACAGCUUACUGAUCUGGAACUUUGAAACCGCUUUUGGUUUUUUUUUUCAUUGUGAAAUUCCUCUCAGGCCUGGACGGAACUGUGUAUGAUUAUUUCGGUGGAAUAGCGGACGUUGAGGCGAGAAGAGUGGGCUUUGUAGGAGACGCCGUGCAGAGAAUUCAGGAAGAUUACUUGAGGAUCCUGAGGUCAGAGGACCUCUUCUCCUCUCUGAACGACUACUUUCUCAGAUAUUUUCGCUUCUUCGGCCGAAUUUCCAACUGUAACGACCACGACCCAGAGACGAUCCGCGCCAUCAUCAACAACAAGGAUGGAAUAAAGGUUAAAAAAGCUCAAAUUCCCUAAUUUUUAUUUCAAAUUUUCUUUUUCCUCAGGGGAUCAGCGCUGAACGAAUAUGGACAGAGCUGAAGAAAAUAGUGGUUGGUCGUAUGGCGCCGGAGGUUUGAUUUUUCAAUGUUCAAUCAAUCUUCAUCUUUUCUUUUGCUCUAGAGUACCUUUUCAGGUGGUCCGCUGUAUGUUGCUGGAUUGUGGCCUGAACGAACAUCUUGGACUGCCGUCGGAAUGCAAUCUGGAUCGAUUCAAAAAGGUUCUCAUAGUAGAUCCUGCGGUUGAAAAUCGCUUUUGAAGGUUUACGAGAGGUUCAGUGGGAAACUCGAGCCGAUGACCAUGGUUGCCUGUCUUUGCGAAGCUCCCGAGCAAAUCGACACCUUUCAUUCCAAAACCAAGGUUAGUUCUUUUUCCUUGACGGUAGAAUGGAAAAUCAAAAGUUGUUGUAGAAAAUUUAGGUAUCGAAGUAUAUUGUGCGAAAUCUUCACAAAGUGAAAAAUGAGCUGAUCAUUUGAAUUCUUGCGCGUAUUUUCUUCAACUUUUUUCCAUGUUCGUUUUACUGAAAAUUCGAAGCACUGUCGAGAGUAUAUGAAAGUGAACGCUGAAAUAAUUCAUCUUUCACUCAUAUACUGGCGAAUCUCCGCGGGAAAAACAAGGACAGUCCGCGGGUGAAGAUGUCGAACGCCCGUGUUCUCACCGAUUCUUUCCUCUUUCCGACAUCCUACCGAUUUCUUCGGAACGGCUUCAACAGAGAAGAAAGACAUAAUAACUUAACGAUGUUUUACAGUGAACGAUACAGUAAAUGUUUUGAAAUGAAAUUAUUGAAAACUUUUCAGCUUUCCAAUGAUGAACGCUUGUUGGGGCAGUUUGUGAUAAACGAGCGACGGAGGGCCGAAGAAGAACUCCAGAACAACCAGUGGUGGCUGGAGAAGAUCGUCGACCUCGAAGUGAAGCCCGGACAUGGUACCUGCUGACCUCUCCCAGUAAUGACUUCAAAUGAUCAGAACCGACGGAUCGUCUUCGAAGUCGCGUGGUUCAACUGGCAAGAAGCGUUCUGGCCGAUGAAGACCUCGUCGCUCAAAUCGAGAAUUUCACAACUCCGGCUUUUCCUGUUAACGGUUUGACUUUGUCUGUCUUUAGGGUAUGAAUUGAGGUGAAGAAAAAAGUUGAAGGUUCCAAGCAUAAAAAGGGAUGAAGUUUAGGUUUAUUAUAAUUUUCAAAGUUGCUCCAAGUUUUUAGGAAGAAUUUUUUACCUUUUGAAUAGUUUUUCUCAUUCACACCAUAGAAAAAGAUGAAAAAAUCAACUUUAGGAGGUCUUGAAACUCUGGUGAAUCACACAUACACACACCAAUCCGAAUAUUUAGUUUUAUAGGAAGAAAAUGGGUGACUAUAUUUUCGAAAAUCGUCCUAUGAAAUGUAGGAUACUUUUCAGCUUUAUUGAAAUCUGCUUGUUUCAGGUAGAGACCUGAUGGAGGCAAACGUGAAGAAAGGACCUCACGUCCGUCUUGUUCUGCUUUAUCUUUACGAUAUGUGGAAAAAGGUGGAAAGAUAUUUCCGAGACGAAGAAUCGAUUAUAGUGCUUUUAGAGCGGGUUCACUUCAACCAAAGACGAGCUCAUUUCCCAUGCUCACGACUCUGAAAUUUCGCAAGAGUUGAAUAAGAAAGCGAGGUCACCACAGCGGAAGCGGUGA
This is a messenger RNA of Caenorhabditis auriculariae, 2750 nucleotides long. NCBI's taxonomy places the organism in Eukaryota, Metazoa, Nematoda, Chromadorea, Rhabditida, Rhabditidae. The record is from the annotation of a GenBank genome assembly.